AUGAUCAAGAAGGGGAAGUGGUCAAAGGAGGAGGAUGACUUGAUCAUAAACUACAUUCAGAGGCAUGGCAGCAUCGGUCGGAGUUGGCAGGCCUUGUCCGACAGUUUAGGGCUGAGGCGGUGCGGGCGGAGCUGCCGUUCCAGGUGGCUGAACUACCUCCGCCCGGGACUGAAGCACGGCAAUUUCACGCUGGCCGAGGAGAGGAUCAUCUGCGAGAUGUACAGCAAGAGGGGAAGCUGCUGGUCUGUCAUCGCCGCUCAGCUUCCCGGGAGGACCGACCUCGCCAUCAAGAACUACUGGAACAGCACGCUCAAGAAGAAGUACCUGCUCCCAGCGGCGAGAAGAACCGCCGCCACCUGGGGCCGCCGGACCUGCCCGGCCGGCAGCACGUCGUCCGACGCCGCCGGGGUUCCGGCGCGGGGCCUGCAGCUAGUUGUCUACAGCAGCGAGGAGAGCUCCACGGCUGGGUCCUCCAGCCCGGCCGUCAAGCCCGUCCUGGCCGGCCCGACGCCGGCUCCGGUCGCCGCCGCCGGCCAAGAACCGAUCGCGGCGGUCCCAGUUAGUGGACCGAUGGUGGGGAUCGAGCAGAAGCUAGCCUUGGUGAGCCGACUGCCUCUAGAGAAGCCGCUGCGGCUGCCGCCACCACCGGCCGGUGAUCAGAUUGGGGAGAGACUCAUGGACAUCGUCUGCGCUCCUCUGUCUCCGAUCCCUCUGAACUUCAUGGAACCGGAGCUGCUGGCUUGCAUCGACGGGUUCGAUGACACUGAGAGCUUCUUGCCGUGGUUUGAUCAUCACUGA
Molecule: messenger RNA, 798 nt
Organism: Miscanthus lutarioriparius
Lineage: Eukaryota; Viridiplantae; Streptophyta; Magnoliopsida; Poales; Poaceae
Source: the annotation of a GenBank genome assembly